AUGACAACGUUACUUGCUGGAAAGGUCGCGGCCAUCACAGGUGCAGUGACGGGCAUUGGACGAGCCAUCGCCCUCGAAUACUUGCGCCAGGGAGCAGCCGUCGCUGUAAACCACUAUCCGGACUCCAAAUCAGACGAACAAUUUAAGAGCAUGCAAGAAGAGGCUGGUGCUGGCGCGAAGCUCAUUGCUGUACCUGGUGACAUUGCAAAGCCCGAAACAGGCACCGAUUUUGUUUCCAAGACAGUAUCCGAAUUUGGCAGGCUAGAUGUGUUUGUGAGCAACGCUGGCGUGUGCCAGUUUGCUGAGUUUCUAAGUCUAAGCCCUGAGCUUCUCAAAUCGACCGUGUCCAUCAACCUCGAGGGCGCUUUCUUCGCCGUGCAAGCAGCAGCUCGUCAGAUGAAAGAACAAUCGCCUCAAGGCGGCAGUAUCAUCGGUGUUUCGUCCAUCAGCGCUCUCGUCGGUGGCGCUGGUCAAACACACUACACACCCACCAAGGCAGGCAUUCUGUCUCUUAUGCAGAGUUGCGCCUGCGCUCUGGGUCCGUACAACAUCCGAUGCAAUGCUUUGCUACCAGGUACAAUCCGUACUCAGCUCAACGACGAGGACCUGGCAGACCCUAUGAAGAAGGAGUACAUGGAGGGUCGCAUCCCGCUUCGAAGGCUAGGCCAACCCCAUGUAUGUAUCCUGAAGCCAACGAAAAGUGAUUCGCUAACAGCUUUUAGNGAUCUUGCAGGACCAGCGGUAUUUCUCGCUUCAAGCCUCUCGUCAUAUGUUGUGAGUUUUUGCCAGUCAAGAGCUCAGCCUACCAGUACUGACUACAGUAUGAAUUCUAGNUCUGGUGCACAGAUAUUAGUAGACGGCGGCGCCUUUGUAAAUUUCCAAUAG
Molecule: messenger RNA, 885 nt
Organism: Aureobasidium vineae
Lineage: Eukaryota; Fungi; Ascomycota; Dothideomycetes; Dothideales; Saccotheciaceae
Source: the annotation of a GenBank genome assembly